Molecule: messenger RNA, 1617 nt
Organism: Suillus plorans
Lineage: Eukaryota; Fungi; Basidiomycota; Agaricomycetes; Boletales; Suillaceae
Product: guanine nucleotide binding protein, alpha subunit
Exons: 11
Coding region: 1-1617 (538 amino acids)
Biological process (GO): G protein-coupled receptor signaling pathway
Cellular component (GO): heterotrimeric G-protein complex
Molecular function (GO): guanyl nucleotide binding; G protein-coupled receptor binding; GTPase activity
Source: RefSeq, a predicted model, not a curated record
AUGGCUCGGCCUCUGGAGCCAAACCGACGCCGAUCCUUUUCCGAUCCACUGGCUGCUGCGCUCAUGCCCCCUCCAAACGAGAGUGCUGCAGAUCGUGAAAGGAGAUUGGAAGCAGAGUCAGAGGCCAAGCAGGUCAGCGAUAGAAUCGAUGAAAUGCUCCGUGCAGAGAAGAAAGAGAAGAGGACCAAACCUGAAGUCAAGGUCUUGAUUCUGGGGCAGAGCGAGAGUGGCAAGAGUACGACUUUGAAACAAUUUCAAUUAAUGCAUGCGACUGCUGCCUUCCAUGCUGACCGAAUCGCAUGGAGAGCUGUAAUAUAUCUUAACCUCGUGCGAUCCGUCCGCCGCAUCCUUGAUGCUGUUUCCCCUGAAUCAGACGAAGCAGAGGAUCAGGAGACUGUAUCUGGUCGUGCAAUCUCCUUUACUAGUCAGUCUUCCGUCAUUUCUGCGACUAGGGUCCUCAAGUACCCCCAAUAUCGCCAUGCAUUGGAACCUCUGAGGGAGCUGGAGGAACGUUUGAUCAGAAUGUUAUCAUCUCCGAAUGAAGACGAGCCUACCCACACUGCCCCACGGCCUGAUUGGAGUAUCUAUGCAAACGGUAACUCUAAUACCCAAGUUACUGUUGGCAAGAACGGCCGACCCGCGCCAUUCAUUACCAUACCCCCCUCGCGGACAUCCUCCCCACUUUCGCCCUCAACGAGCCUCCCUUCUCCUGGUGGGUCAAGCAACAGCUCGUCUAAAUCAAAGAAUGUGGAAGUUAGCGUUCAUCAUACCUCGAACUGGAAAAAGGCCUUUUCCCUUGGCAAUAGGAUCAAGAGUCCUAAGAGUGCACACACGAAUGAGAUUGAGGGCUGGUGGGACGAUCCAAGCGACCCUGUUCAUGUGCUCAAUUCUUGCGCUCAGCCGAUGCUGGCAUUAUGGAAGGACCCCAGUGUCAAGCAACGCCUACGGGAGAAACGGAUCAGAGUAGAAGAGGGCAGUGGCUUCUUUUUGGACGAAAUAUCCCGUAUCACCGCUCUACGGUAUUUUCCGAGCGACCAGGAUGUCUUGAAAGCCCGGCUCAAGACCACGGGCGUCGUAGAACACUCCUUUUCAAUUGCUGAUUCCCAGCGCCGGUUAAUCCCAUGGAAGAUUUAUGACGUAGGAGGUGCCCGAAAUCAACGGCACGCUUGGGCGCCUUACUUCGAAGAUGUAAAUGCUAUUAUUUUUCUGGCACCUAUCUCUGCUUUCGAUCAGGUAUUAGCAGAGGAUCCAGAGGUGAACAGACUAGAAGACUCCGUGCUGUUAUGGAAAUCUGUCGUAUCAAACAAACUACUGGCGCACGUCAGCAUCAUUCUUUUCCUGAACAAGGUCGAUCUUUUGCAGGCAAAGCUCAAGAGCGGUGUCCGACUCAGCCACCAUAUGCCGCGCUAUGGUGACAGACCAAAUGAUUACGAAAAUGUAUCUUCAUACUUUUAUAACAAAUUCGGGAGCAUUCACCAAACAUUCUCGUCGAAUAAAGAGAGGGAGUUCAAGAUUCAUCUUACGUCAGUUACUGACACCAGGCGGACAGCCACGAUCAUACAGAAUGUACGAGAUAUCAUCAUUACCGUAAACUUGAAAAACAUUCAUUUGAUGUAA